Molecule: messenger RNA, 4562 nt
Organism: Nerophis lumbriciformis (worm pipefish)
Lineage: Eukaryota; Metazoa; Chordata; Actinopteri; Syngnathiformes; Syngnathidae
Gene: lix1l
Product: limb and CNS expressed 1 like
Biological process (GO): autophagosome maturation
Cellular component (GO): cytoplasm
Source: RefSeq, a predicted model, not a curated record
AUUCUAUCCAGUCUUUGUUGACUUCCAGUCAAAUCCUGCAUAUAAGAUUUUAGUCCUGACUUUCCAUGUGUUGCAUGGUGUGGGGUCCCCUAAGUAUAGCGCUGAUUUGUUGUGCCCCUACACUUCAGGGCGCAGCCCUCGGCCUUCAGGCCAGGGUCUCUUAAAGAUCCCAAAAACUUGUUUUAAAACCUAGCUCUAUCCCCCAGCCUCUGGGAUGACUUGCUCCAGUCCCCUCAUGAGUUUGACUGUGUUGACUCUUUUAAAAAGCAUUUGAAGACUUCGCUUUUUAAAACAGCUUUUAGUUGAUGGACUUUUUAACUGUUUUAAUUUAAUUGUUGUUUUAAUGUCCCUAUAUUUUGUCCAUCACUUUGUGAUUUUUAUCUGUGAAAAGCACUUAAUAGAUAAAAUGUAGUUAUUUUACUUACAAUUGUACUUUUUUGAAAGCUUGUCGGUCGAGGAAUUUGGUUGGCAUUCAGGCUUGUCACUGUCUCAACACAUGCACAGUACAUGCAGUACAAAAGCAGUCCAAGAGAAGCAACUAUCAAUUUGCAGUCAUGUUGUUGUUAUUAUAGAAUAUACAGGUACGGUACACUCAAUUAUAGUUAUGUAAUGCGCGUGCGUGUGUGUUGCUUAAGUUAUGGGCAUCAUGUAAUUAUACAUCAUCAUGUACAAAAAGCUGGAAAAGUAUGUUUACAACACAUUGGAAGUUGGUGCCAUUGAGGAAUUUGUGUAAAGGUUGUAAAUAGAGAUCAAACCCAGGACCUUCGUAUUGUGAGGCAGACGCACUAACCCCUGUUCCACCGUGCUGAUCAAAUAUACCUUCACUUCAAAAAACAGUGUUGACUUUACACAUGUGCCAUUGUGACAGACCUGCAGAGUAUAUGUGGAUGCAAACCUUUAUACCUUUGCUUUGCAGGCAGUCAUGCUAUCUUUAUAGCUCGCAGUAAAGUCAUUAAUCCUCAAUCACACCUUGGCCCCGAGCCCCGAGAUGAUAUAAACGCAUAUUUCCGACGUCAGGAGACCACGUGUGCUCGUACAUAAAGCAACAAUGGCCUCCCUUUUGUAUUCUAGAAGCCCUUGAUCAAAGCCAGAUGUGGAAAUGUGCAGCCUUUUUCCCCUUAAGUGUUCAGCAUGUGUUCAUCACUGGGUUGGAUGGCAAAAUAUCAGUAAAAGAAAAUGACCACACCUGCAGAAAAGUUUAUUAUACACUCAUCAACUAAUUAGCUUGUUUUCUAAAAUGUACACAAUUGAUCUCAUUCAAAGGCAUGAGCAAACCUUUGAAACAUUUUUAAAUUGUGACAUUGCGAAGGGUUCACAGUGGGUUAUUUUAUAACAUUUGUUAUUCUUUAAACCACUACCACAUAAACAAGGUUUUUAUUUCAAACUUUUGAAUAUUUGCACAAAAACAAUUGAAGAAAAUGUCCUGAAAGGAAAUAAUUUGCAUAUUUGUGGCUUUUACCAAAACAAUAUUCUGAUAGAUUGUGUGUUUACUGCAAUCUGGAUCUACUUUUCAAAGCAAUGUUCCAUUUUUCCUCUGGCUUCUUCCCAGAUUACAAAAAAGAAGAUUUACACAAGAAAUGAGAGAGGGGGAGGAAGAAAGGGUAAAAAACAACUUUAUGUUCCAUUUCCUCUCUUUUCUCCAUCCCUAAUUCGGUCGGUGCUCAUGCGUAGUCUUGUGAGUUGAUCACCUUUUAUCUUGAUGAAUUCUGACGCAAACUGGCUAUUUGGAGUGGAAUUAAUGACAAUUGGAGUUGUUCUGUGUGUAAGGGGCCAGACUGAAAGGAACACAAGGAGGAGGCUCAAAUUUCUUUGACCUAAUAUUUCUGCUUUCCACUGCUGCCUUCAUGUUCUAUGUAAAAAUCUGAAUUGUGAGAACUUACCGUUCGGAGCUAAUUUGGUUUAACGUGUGUUUAUUUAUUGUAACACAAAAUAUACAGAUAGUUAAAUGCUGUGUGUGAUAUGAUUGUGUUGUUUUUUGGUUCGAAUGGCAAAAUAAAUGUAAGCACAGCUGUGGUGAGGAUGUGUGUUUAACGAGUGUCCUUAAAUGCAGCAUAUGGCAGUCCAGAGAGGAUGCAGCCCAGAACAACGGACAAGUACAGUUGUGGGUCCAGACUGACAAAACCCACCUAAAUGGUCUUAAAUUCUGGACUUUCUUAAUCCAGAACCAACCUGCUCUUUACUUGGUUCCGAACCCAACCGGACGAAGACUUCCAAACGUCGCUUUUGGAUAAUGGAUUCUCACGUCCUCAACAUCCGCAUGAAUCACAGGCUCCAACCGGGCAUCGGCUUCGGUUCCGGGCCGACAGGGACCCUCCGCUCGUCGUCUCUUCGGCCCGGCGUCACGGUACCUAUCCCGCCGCUCCUGUCCUCCCCGGCUUCCCUCGCCGUCUCCUCGGGGCCUCCGCCGCCGCCGCCGCCGCUGCAGCUCCACAGCCUCUACGGCGGAGUCGCCGGAGUUGGAGCCGGCCUGGGUCCCUCCGUCCCCGGCCAAUGCAACCCCGGGAACCCGGCGGUGCUGAAGGAGGCGGUGGAGGCUGUGGUCCGCAGCUUCGCCAAACACACUCAGGGCUACGGGAGAGUCAACGUAGUGGAGGCCCUGCAGGAGUUCUGGCAGAUGAAGCUUAGCCGAGGUGCCGACCUACGCAACGGAGCGCUGGUUGUUUACGAAAUGGUGCCGUCCAACAGCCCACCGUAUGUCUGCUACGUGAGCCUCCCGGGAGGCAGCUGCUUCGGAAGCUUCCAAUUCUGUCCCACCAAGGCCGAAGCCAGGCGCAGCGCAGCCAAGAUCGCCCUCAUGAACUCCGUUUUUAACGAACACCCAUCUCGACGCAUCACAGACGAAUUCAUCGAGAAGAGCGUCAGCGAGGCUUUGGCGUCCUUCAACGGAAACCGAGAGGAGGCUGACAAUCCAAACACAGGAAUUGGGGCGUUCCGCUUCAUGUUGGAAUCCAACAAAGGAAAAUCAAUGCUGGAGUUUCAGGAGCUGAUGACAGUUUUCCAGCUCCUCCACUGGAACGGAAGCCUGAAAGCCAUGAGGGAACGCCAGUGUUCCCGUCAGGAAGUGCUUGCUCACUACUCCCACCGGGCGCUGGACGACGACAUGCGCACCCAGAUGGCGGCCGACUGGGUGAACCGGGAUCAGAGUGUAGCCAGCACCAUUGCCCAGGAGCUGGCGUCCACCGAGCGUGAGCUGGAGGACGCCAGGCUGGCCGGGCGGGAGCUGCGCUUCUACAAGGAGAAGAAGGACAUCCUGAUGUUAGCCGUGGGCCAGCUCAAUGCCGCUAACGCCGCCACGCUGCCCGCGCACUAAAAACGCCUCCAGCCGCCAAACAAGCCACGAUUGCUUGUUACCUUUUUGGUGCCUCGUCAUUACAAAAUGCGCUUUUUUUUUCCUUGUCAAAUUGCCGCACCAGCUGGCUGGAGUUUACAUGUUGUCUUGCCUCACAGCUGCUUUUUCGUCUGGGAAUGUGCGAGGCCAUCAAAACUAUUUAGUGCUCAUUUCUGUGUUUUUUAUUAGCGUGGAAGAGAAAUGCGCAGGAUUGUGCAUCAUAAUAUGGGUGUGUUUGCAUCAGAAUGUACGUUUUCCCAGUCCACCGAAGGACCUAAAAACAUGUUGUUCCAGCAAUUUAGACUGUUGACUUCUCCGGUCACAAGGUUUUUAUUUGACUGGUAUGCUUUGAGCAAGUGCGUCACGUGCGAGUCAAUUAAGUCAACACAACACACGCGACAGUGUAGCAGAGCCGUAGCACUUCAAUGCUCUAAAUGUGAUGAACCCACAUUUCCUUGCUUGUUUGAACUAUUUUGUUGAACUUUGAGUUGAUGUGGGCACAAGUAUUGCUGGUUGAACAACAGCAGGAUUCAAAGUUGGAUUAAUGCAGAAAUGCAUAUAAAAAAAGAGCAAAAGCACAGUAAAUGCUCAAUCGUUAUAUGGUGUUUAUAAUGGUGCCUUUACAAACAUGGUAGCAGGCGAACUUGCUUAAAUCCCUUUUUCCCUCCCAUUUCCUUUAAUAAAACCGUGCCACUAUUCAGUUGAAUCCAAUGUUACUGAGGAGCAGCAGUAGAAAUAUGCCUGCAAGUCAUUUGGUCACCAUAGCAAAGCGUUUCGAAGUUCAAAUGGCGCCGUGAACAAUAGACCAUUCAUGUGCUGUAAUGCUCACUUUAACCUCAAUUUGGCAGCUGUUUAUAUCCUGGGCCUGCCUUUCAUUCCCAUGACUUUACUAUUGUAUGUCUUUUUUGUUUGUUUUUUAAACAUAAGCCAUCUUUCUGAGAAAUACAUUCAUGUGUGAUCCUUAUAUUGAGGGCUUUUAACACAAAACAUUUUGCCUUGGGUGCAUAGUAUUUCUAUUACGUCAUCUUAUCCAAACAGUAUUUUGGUGUUUGUAAAGAACGUAUCCAGGUCAUUGUGUGUAUUUUUAUGAGUGUUUUGUAUUCAAUGUUUAUACAUUUAGUAGAUUUAUAUAAUAAAUAAAAUCAUACAUGUUUACACUAUCUGAGUGCUUUCAUGUAAGUACAAGAGUGAGAACUCGAUUUGAAUAUUGAUUAAAGGCCAUUAGAAAACAUUG